AUGCCGAACACUAUUACCAAGGUCCUCUACAAGCCUGAUUCCCAGUCAGUCGAGGAAUACAGCGUUGCAAUUAACCCAGAGCAGUACUCAAAGUGGAAAAACGGAGACACCUCCAUCCCAUUAGCCCUUGUCGUUGAAUCCUUCGACGUCUUCGUCUCGCAAGGAGCAACGGGCCUCAUGAAUAAACCAUCCAACCAACAACUAGAGAACAUUUUUGGAACAAGCAAAGACGUCGACGUUGUAGAGUAUAUCCUCAAAAAUGGAAGGGAACAGACGACCACUCUACAGCCCGACAAGUGGGGCAACACCAACGAUUCCCGCGGAAGCUUGGGCGAUCCCUCGGGGCCCCGCUAAGCUAUGGACGAUUGUUUGCCUGUUGUAAUAUUAGCAUCCAACCCACGGACGCUCUUACUUCGUGUUUUCGAUGUAGCGUUAUUGUUGUCAAUCCAACCGUGUAAUUCUAUCAAACAGAGUCCUAUGAC
This is a messenger RNA of Coprinopsis cinerea okayama7#130, 482 nucleotides long. RefSeq lists its product as hypothetical. The record is from RefSeq and is a predicted model, not a curated record. Bases 1 to 354 code for a protein of 117 amino acids. NCBI's taxonomy places the organism in Eukaryota, Fungi, Basidiomycota, Agaricomycetes, Agaricales, Psathyrellaceae. The transcript is spliced from 5 exons.